Lates calcarifer (barramundi perch) is the source of this 4626-nucleotide messenger RNA. It is a transcript of the gene kbtbd7, whose product is annotated as kelch repeat and BTB (POZ) domain containing 7. Lineage: Eukaryota; Metazoa; Chordata; Actinopteri; Centropomidae. Bases 491 to 2362 code for a protein of 623 amino acids. The transcript has a single exon. Gene Ontology annotation, molecular function: protein binding. The record is from RefSeq and is a predicted model, not a curated record.
AGUGUACUUUAAGAACGUAUUGAAUUGGAAAUUGAGUGAAACAAACAAAAAGUCAGUGUAAUAUUUACAGAUGAAGUGAGGUUUUAUUUUUGUAAAUUCUCUCGGAAAACGUAGUUCAAACCUUGGCUACAUUGACAGUACCGUUUUAUUUUGUGAGACUGCUACACUCAAAACAGGUAACAGCACUGAGUUAAAAAGAAAAAAAUCAUUUAAAAAACUGACACUGUUGUUACUGCGACUCUUGACGUACCAUUUGCAGAGUGUCUCUGGUUUAAACGCCACAUUAUGACCAGUCGGGGACCGGGAACAGCUGGCUUUUAGAGACACACAGUGGACAUUUCAGCUGUUCAGUCGCUGGUAAUGUGUUUUUCCACAGCAUAUGUUUGAAUUUCAUUUGUAAACGCGUGUGUCAUUAUCAACGCACAGACCCUCCUUCCGAGUAUGUUAUUUGAAGCCUUCACAGACGUAUUUACCCACUGAAGUUGCAGCAAUGGCUUCGGCGCUGAGUUGCUUCGGCGGUCCCGAGGUGUUGGAGGACGCGAAUCACGCUCGGGGUUUGAUGAACGAGUUGAAGUCGCUGUACGACUGUCGGCUGCUCGGGGAUGUCACCAUCGGGGUUGAAUGCGAAGAGGAGUCGCUGGAGUCCAGCGGUGAGUCAGCCAGGGGUGACAUUGACCAACUUUUCCUGUGUAGCCGCAACGUUCUCGCCGCCGCCAGCCCAUACUUCAAGAGCAUGUUCACCGGGGGGUUAAAUGAGAGCAUGCAGGAGAGAGUGGUCAUACGCGGCGUGGACGCCGAGUCCAUGUCCGUUAUAAUCGACUACUGCUACACAGGCAGGGUGACCAUCACGGAGGGCAACGUCCAGAGGCUGUACGCGGCGGCCAACAUGCUGCAGCUCGAGUACAUCAGGAAGGCUUGCUCCAGUUUCAUGACGAGGAGGCUGGACCUCUCCAACUGUGUGGGAAUACUGAAAUUUGCAGACACCUAUGACAAUCCUGAGCUGAAGGAGAAUGCACAAGCUUUCAUAGCCCGGAACUUCAGCCAGGUGUGUAAUGGAGGGGAACUUUGUGAGCUAGAUUUGACGCAGCUGAAGGAGCUGUUGUCUCUGGAUACUUUGGAUGUGGACUGUGAAAGGAAGGUGUGCUCGGCUGCUUUGCAAUGGAUAGAGGCUAAUGCACCACAGAAGAGGGAGGAUGCAUUACAGGCACUGAAGUGUGUGCGCUGGAACCUGUUUACCGAAAAAGAUAAGUGUUACCUGGAGGGCCUCAUGGCACGACCUUUAAUUGAGAAAUACCUUGCAUCUUUCUUUAACAGGCCUACAGAGGAGGGCUGUGCGAUGUCUGCAACUCAGGACAUACCAAAACACAGAAUAGGAGUAAGCGCAAAAGAAAUGAUUCUCUUCUUUGGCCUUCCCAACGACAACAUAAUGUGCUGUGACCCAUACUCUGAGGACCUUUAUUUCAUGGCUCCUCCGUUAGAAGAUCUCAGCAGUCAGGAUUACAAACGCUCCACCAUGGAGUCCUUGAUUGCCUGUGCCACACCUGAAAACAACCUGUACCUUGCCUCUCACCUCUCUAAACACUUCUGGCUGUAUAACUCUGUGAAUAACAGCUGGCAGGAGCUGGCAGAAAGGCCACUGGGGAGGAUACACUCUGGGAUGGGCUACCUCAACGGCCACGUGUACCUUCUGGGAGGAAGAAAUCCAGUGACAGACGCCAGACUGAAGGAGGUAGAGUGUUAUAGCGUCCAGAGGGACCAGUGGACGUUUGUGGCUCCUCUGCCUCACUCUUUGGGUAAAAUGCAGGUGGUGGCAUUAAAUGACCACCUGUACGUUGUAAACAAAAGGAGAAUGCUUUGCUAUGAUCCCAAGAGGAACCGUUGGCGCCACUGUGGGUCACUAAGAAGAGACAAGCUCCACAAGGCCUGCGUAUUUCAGGACCAGAUUAUCUGCGUGUGUGAUAUCCCUGUGGUGAAAGCCUACAGCCCCACCAGGGGGGAAUGGAGGAGGUUGGGUGACAUUCCUAUUGACAGUAGAGCUCUAAAUUACCAGGUGAUCCAACACAACAGCAAACUGCUGCUCCUCACUCAGACUUUGCUGCAACACAACAAAAACAGGGUCCUCAUCCAUGAAUACGACCCAGCCAGGGACGCAUGGAAGAACGUCAUGGCAGUGUAUGUGUCCACCCUGGGGCCCGUGUGUGUUUCGACACGCGUGUACCCAGCGUGCCUGAGCUCUGCUCACAGCUUCUCUACAGAGGAGGACGAUGACAGUGGCUCCAGUGCAGACUGGGACUUCGAUGGGUUGACAGACCCAGACUCUGACUCCGGCAGCUCUAGCUCUUUCUCAGAUGAGAACUGGUAGUGAAAUGUGUUACUGUGUCAAAGAGGAGUUUGACUUAUUUAUAAUUCAAUGGAUUUUUACAGGGUUCUGUCUGCCAGGAGAGGUCACAGAUCCAGAUUCAGUAUUAAAGCCACUAAGUUAGAGGAGAAGAAAAAGAUGUUUAGUACAAAUCUUUGCAUUUUUUUUUACUUGAUAUCUCCUCACAAAUCUGGCUAAUAACUUCACAGGAGGAGGGAAGGAACGUUGCAGAGUUGGUUUCAGUGAUUCUUUUCGAUCUUUUUUACACAGUGAGAAUAAAUGCCAAGAGUCAAGGGCUAUGUUCAGUUUGUAUCAUAUCCUGCCAGCAGGAAGGGCAGUAUGAUAUCUGGUAGAGUCAUGGUGUAGACUCCUGUAACUGUUCAGCAAUAAAUUCCUCCAUAGGGUGGAUGAUCACAUUAAUAAGGGCAGAUCAAUGAGGAGUACUCCAGAGAUGUAGUAUUACACUUACAUAAAAUUAGGAAAACACUGUACCCUGACUUUUUGUCGCCAAGGUCAUGCUUUUAAAACAGUGGCUCCUGCUCUUCCCAAAUGUAGUGGUUUCCAACAUGAGCCUUUGCAGUGUAGAUCCAGAGAAAAAGUUUAACAUGCCUUUCCACCGCAGAGACAUUUUAAUGUGUUGAACACAGCUGUCACUUAUAUGCUAAUUAAUUGCUGCAUUGCAUUGCAAUAACUGCUGGAACUGAGCCAUUGUUAAUAUUGUUAGAUCCAUCUGUGCUUUUCAUGCUAUGACAAGUCAAAGUGUCUGGUGUAAAAACAUCUGUAAAUCUGAUUUAAGAGUGAUCUGAUGCUAUCGAGGCUAUCAAGAAUCAAUUAGCAAGCAAAAUGACAUUUAAAAUACAGGAUUAAUGGACAGGUUUUUCACUAUAGCAGGGAUGCUUUGUGUGUCAAAAAAGAAAAAAAAAAAAUUGGGAACCACUGCCAUAUCAUAAUGUAAUUGCUUCUUUCAUCAGAUCCUUGGUGAACAUUUUUCACACUUGUAGUUUGUAAAACAGACCGUCUGUUAAGAGUUUGUGAAUCCCAAACCCAAGCUGAGAUACGCAGGUGUCGUAACUUGUGAAUAUUCUUUAGACUUGACAAAGCUCUCUGAGAGCUACAAAAGACAUUAUAUGUGAAACUGUUUGCACAUGCCGAGUCGUACUCCACAUGAUAAGUAUAUUAACAUGUUUGUGUUAAAUCAGUGGGGGCUCCCUUUAAUGCUUUAAGAGUUAGUUCUUGUGUUAUAUAAAGGUAAGUUUGUGACAGAAUUAUUCGCUGGUAACAUGUUAUUUCGCUUGAAUACAGGAACACACCUGCUUAUGAUCGGUGAAAAACCGUGACUGUGACUUUCGGGACAUCAGGCAGCUCAAGUGCCUCGUGUUAAUGACUUGAAACACAACUGGUCAUUUACAGGGCUUUAAAAUUUGCUGUCCUUUUUAUGUUGUUGAUGCACAUCAAGGUGUCACACACAGCUGGUGUUGUGAAAACUACUGUAUAAAAUGUAGAAGCCAAUGUACUGUACAUUCACUCAGGUUUAGGCUUGAGCAAAAGCCUGUAUGCCAUGAUUGACUUUUUUUUUUUUUUUGGAGAUGUAGUGAAAUUAGGUAGCUUUGGUGACAAAUUCUAAAUUGUAUUAAAUUUAUUUGAAACUAUUUUAUUGUGUGUAUGUAUGUAUUUUUGUAUCUAUUAUUUUUUUUAAACAUAUAUGUUGCGAUCAGAAAUCAAAGUGUUUUGAGUAUUGUUUGGUCCUAAUGAAUUGUGUGGGGAAUUUUGUGUGCAUGUAUACAACUGUUGUGAAGCCACUGCCCUCACCAACCACCCAGUACACUCAGUUACCAGUUUAUUAGCUGUGUUGAAACACAUUGAAGUGCUUUUAAUCUGUCUAAGCUAAUGUUGUAGACAAAACAUUAGAAACACCUCUCAGUAUAAAGCAAAACCACAGCUUCCAAAAUGUUGAUGAAGUUGAGUCAGCACCUGUAAAACUCUUUUAGCAUGCACAGAACAUUAUAACCCUCAUGAAUGUAGGAUUUAUUACAGGGCAGACGGUAUUAGUUUGAGCUAGUUGUACCUGAUAAACUGGUAAAUGAGUGUAGUUCUGCUGUUGUGUCUUUAUGAUGAUUAUUGCAGUGUUAUAUUUUUGAAUGUGUGUGUGUGGUGUGUAUGUGUGUGUGAAGGGGAAGUGUUGGUUGGCUGUGGUAACACAUGUGGUCUGGAUUAUAAAGCUGUUUCUGGUGUAUGUGUCAAAUAAACGUGUCAGAUGCAGAAGUGUA